Messenger RNA from Enhydra lutris kenyoni (northern sea otter), 2121 nucleotides. RefSeq names its product solute carrier family 26 member 1. NCBI's taxonomy places the organism in Eukaryota, Metazoa, Chordata, Mammalia, Carnivora, Mustelidae. The transcript has 2 exons. Gene Ontology annotation, cellular component: membrane. Bases 1 to 2121 code for a protein of 706 amino acids. The record is from RefSeq and is a predicted model, not a curated record. Gene Ontology annotation, molecular function: sulfate transmembrane transporter activity; oxalate transmembrane transporter activity; bicarbonate transmembrane transporter activity. Gene Ontology annotation, biological process: transmembrane transport.
AUGGAAGUGUCUGCUGAGGGCGCGCCGCAGGGCACGGGACCGGUGCUGGUGCGCCGGCGGUCCCCAGGGUCCCUGGGGCUGCAUGAGAUGCUCAAAGCCAGGCUGUGGCACAGCUGCACGUGCAGCACACAGAGGGCCUGGACGCUGGUGCAGGACCUGCUCCCCGCCACCCACUGGCUGCGCCAGUACCGCCCGCGGGAGGCCCUGGUGGGUGAUGUUAUGUCCGGGCUGGUCAUUGGCAUCAUCCUGGUGCCCCAGGCCAUCGCCUACUCGCUGUUGGCAGGGCUACAGCCCAUCUACAGCCUGUACACGUCCUUCUUCGCGAACCUCAUCUAUUUCCUCAUGGGCACCUCGCACCACGUCUCCGUGGGCAUCUUCAGCUUGCUCUGCCUCAUGGUGGGCCAGGUGGUGGACCGCGAGCUCCUGCUGGCUGGCUUCGGGCCUGCCCAGGAGGGGCCCGGGCCUGGGGACAACAGCAGCACCAUCAACGCCUCGGCUGCUGUGGCGGGGCUCAGGCCGCAGGACUGUGACCAGGACUGCUACGCCAUCCGCGUCGCCACUGCCCUUACGCUGGUGGCCGGCAUCUACCAGGUGCUCCUGGGCAUGCUCCGGCUAGGCUUCGUGUCCGCCUACCUGUCUCAGCCGCUGCUUGAUGGCUUUGCCAUGGGGGCCUCGGUGACGAUCCUGACCUCCCAGCUGAAGCACCUGCUAGGCGUGCGGAUCCCACGGCACCAAGGGCCGGGCAUGGUGGUCAGCACGUGGCUGAGCCUGGUACGCGGUGCUGGGCAGGCCAACCUGUGCGAUGUGGUCACCAGUGCCACAUGCCUGGCCGUGCUGCUGGCCGGCAAGGAGCUCUCUGAGCGCUGCCAGCGCCGCCUGAAGGUGCCCCUGCCCACGGAGCUAGUGGUCAUCGUGGCGGCCACGAUGGUGUCCCAUUUUGGGCAGCUCCAUGAACGCUUUGGCUCCAGCGUGGCUGGCGACAUCCCCACGGGCUUCGUGGCCCCCCGGGUGCCAGACCUGGGGCUGAUGUGGCGCGUGGUGCUGGACGCAGUGCCACUGGCCCUCGUGGGCUCCGCCUUCUCCAUCUCUCUGGCGGAGAUGUUUGCCCGGAGCCAUGGCUACUCUGUGAGGGCCAACCAGGAGCUGCUGGCCGUGGGCUGCUGCAACGUGCUGCCAGCCUUCUUCCACUGCUACGUCACCAGCGCCGCGCUGUCCAAGACCCUGGUGAAGACGGCCACUGGCUGCCGCACGCAGCUGUCCAGCGUGGUCAGUGCCGCCGUGGUGCUGCUGGUGCUGCUGGCGCUGGCGCCGCUCUUCCGGGACCUGCAGCGGUGCGUGCUGGCCUGUGUCAUCGUUGUCAGCCUGCGUGGCGCCUUGCGCAAGGUCAGGGACGUCCCGCAGCUGUGGCGGCUCAGCCCAGCCGACGCACUGGUCUGGGUGGCCACCGCGGCCACCUGUGCGCUGGUCACCGUCGAGGUGGGGCUGCUGGCGGGCAUCCUCCUGUCCCUGCUCAGCCUGGCUGGCCGUACCCAGCGCCCGCGCGCUGCCCUGCUCGCUCAGAUUGGGGACUCUGGCUUCUACGAGGACACGGCGGAGUUCGAGGGCCUGGUCCCCGAGCCUGGGGUGCGGAUAUUCCGCUUUGCAGGGCCGCUCUACUACGCUAACAAGGACUUCUUUCUGCGGUCCCUCUCCAGCCUCACGGGGCUGGACGCAGGGCGUGCAGCCACCAGGAAGAAGGAGCGGGGCCUGGAGGCCAGGGUCAGUGAGGGAGACCCUGUCGAGGGCAUGGACCUGGGCCCAGGGACCAGCACGGCGGCCCUGGUGUCCACGGCAGCCGGCUUCCAUGCCGUGGUCAUCGACUGUGCACCCCUGCUCUUCCUGGAUGCAGCCGGUGUGGCCACGCUACGGGACCUACGCCGAGACUAUGCAGCCCUGGGAGUCACGCUGCUCCUGGCCUGCUGCAGCCCCUUGGUGCGGGACACCCUGAGGAGAGGCAGCUUCCUUGGGGAGGACCAGGGUGACCUGACUGAGGACGGGCAGCUCUUCCACAGCGUGCAUAGUGCCGUGCAGAGGGCCCGAGCCCGCCACAGGGUGCCAGCAGCCACGGACACCGCCCUCUAG